Molecule: messenger RNA, 702 nt
Organism: Arabidopsis thaliana (thale cress)
Lineage: Eukaryota; Viridiplantae; Streptophyta; Magnoliopsida; Brassicales; Brassicaceae
Gene: MCT1
Product: MEI2 C-terminal RRM only like 1
Exons: 4
Coding region: 1-702 (233 amino acids)
Molecular function (GO): nucleic acid binding
Source: RefSeq, marked reviewed
AUGGAAACGAAAAAACCCACUAAAUCUUUAAACCCAUACGCACCGGCGUUUACUCCUCCUUCUCGUUCUCCUCCUUUGUUUAACUUUAACAAGCCAUUUCCUUGUUACAACAAGCCUUUUAAAGCUAUUACCGGCGCUCAUGUUAAGCCGGAAAAAAACCCUUUCGUCCGUUAUGGGUUUUGUCACCGGAGAUGUCUCCCACCAAGGCUUUUGAAGAAGCCUUUACCGGAAAAUAAGCUCGCCGGAAGAACCUCGGUCAUGGUUAAGAAUAUACCUAACUGUCUCGGACGAAUGGAUCUCUUGAGGAUUUUGGACAAUCAUUGUCGGAAACACAAUGAAAAAUCUUCCUACGACUUUCUUUAUCUGCCUAUGGAUUUUGGGAAACGAGCCAAUUUGGGUUACGCCUUCGUUAACUUCACGAGCUCUCUCGCAGCGGAGAGAUUCCGGAGAGAAUUUGAAAACUUCUCUUGGGACAAUAUCGGGUUCAGGAAGAAGAUUUGCGAAAUUACAGUGGCUAAGUAUCAGGGGAAAGAAGAGCUGACUCGACAUUUCAGGAACUCAAGGUUUACUUGCCACACCGACGAUUAUCUCCCGGUGGUUCUCUCGCCCCCGAGCAACGGCUUCACGGCUUAUACUCUCACAAAACUUGGUUACCGAGUCGGCGCACUUGGUGGUGGUUCACGAAACGCUUCAUUGCGUUAA